Molecule: messenger RNA, 1695 nt
Organism: Plenodomus lingam JN3
Lineage: Eukaryota; Fungi; Ascomycota; Dothideomycetes; Pleosporales; Leptosphaeriaceae
Source: RefSeq, a predicted model, not a curated record
AUGGACCACGGCGCAAACGGCACGACCAAAUACUACGACUUGGGAAAAUACCAAAGAACAUGCCGUACAGAUUCCGCCGAAGCUCUAAAGUGGGUGAAUCGGGGCCUGGUAUGGUCAUACUCAUUCAACCAUGAAGCCGCACUAAGGUGUUUCGAACAAGCUGCCCAAGAUGAUAAAAAGUGUGCAAUGGCAUAUUGGGGGCAGGCUUAUGCAAUCAGCCCGAAUUACAACAAACCUUGGUGGCUCUUCACGGCUGAUGAACGCGAGAUUGCCAUUAAAAAAGCACUGGAGGUAUUCGCGCUUGCGGAAGAAAAUGUCACAGACUUCGAGCCUAUGGAGCGUGCCCUGCUCACAGCACUUGCCACUCGAUUCCCACCCGAUGUCAACACGCCUGGGGAGAAGAUGUCAGCAUUUGAUUAUGCAUACGCCGAAGCCAUGAAAAAAGUCUACGAGGAAUAUGGCGAUGAUCCCGACGUUGCAACUCUAUACGCAGACUCGGUGAUGUGCACACGACCGCGCCAACUAUGGAACCUCGACACCGGAGAGCCGACAGGCGACGAUGUAGUAGCUGCAAGACAUGCACUCGAGAAAGCAAUGGCAAGUGCUAGUGGUCGAGAAAACCCUGGUACUUGUCACUUGUACAUCCACAUGAUGGAGAUGACACUGACACCCGAAUUGGCACUACCCGCCGCGAAUCGAUUGCGACGUCUCGUGCCUGAUGGCUCACACAUGCAGCACAUGGCGACCCACAUAGAUGUUGCUUGUGGUGACUAUGGCCGUGCGAUCGACAGUGGUCUCAACGCCAUAAUCUCAGAUGACGUGUAUUUCUCGAGGGAGAAAGUUGAUUCCUUCAUAUACAAUGCGUAUCGAGCGCACAACGUGCAUGCCAUGUCAUAUGCUGCGAUGAUGGCUGGUAGACGCGAAGAGGCCUUGUACGGUGCGAAACGGCUCGGCGAGAUCUUGACUGAGGAAUACAUGACCUCGAAGCCGCGCAUGGCCGACUGGACUGAGUGGCAGGCUGUAACAAUGCCGCAUGUUCUCAUCCGCUUUGGGCAAUGGGAGGAUAUCCUCGAUCUUCAACCGCCAAAAAAUCCCAAGCUUUCUGUCAUAGCAACGACGAUCAAAUACGCCAAAGGAAUCGCACUUGCCGUUCUCGGAAGGAUCGAGGAAGCUCAAAUCGCACAGGCGGAAUUUGAGGAAGCCCGCCGAGCCUUGCCAGAAGAUCGACUAUAUGGGCCAAGCUCGAAAGCAGCACCAGUCUUUGCUAUAGCGUCAGCUAUGCUUGAGGGUGAACUGCAAUAUCGCCAAGGCAACUACACUGAAGCCUUUGCUUCUCUACGCCAUGGUAUUGAAUUGGAGGGCCAAAUUGCGUACGCCGACCCACCACUCUGGAUGCAACCAGUCCGUCAUGCUUUGGGCGCCCUCCUCCUUGAGCAAGGGCAAACUGUUGAAUCAGAGAAGGUAUACUUGGAGGACCUUGGACUUAGCAAGACCCUCUCUCGCCGAAAGGCGCGUCUUAACAAUGUUUGGGCCUUGCAUGGCCUGUACGAGUGCCUGAUUGCUAACAACAAGCAUGAGGAAGCUCAGAGGCUACGAAUACAUCGUGAUAUAGCUCUGGCGUCUGCUGAUAUUCCGAUAGGGGCAUCUUGCUUUUGUCGUCUGAAAGUGAAGGCAAAGACUUGCAAAGCUUGCUGA